Messenger RNA from Acyrthosiphon pisum (pea aphid), 1954 nucleotides. Its product is annotated as neurotrimin-like. The record is from RefSeq and is a predicted model, not a curated record. Gene Ontology annotation, cellular component: neuron projection. Bases 72 to 1307 code for a protein of 411 amino acids. Lineage: Eukaryota; Metazoa; Arthropoda; Insecta; Hemiptera; Aphididae. The transcript has 10 exons.
GACACGCGACCGUCACAUCGUGGCGUCAGUUCUCGCCUGUUUCGCUAAGGGUGCAGACCUGCUGAAUCGUCAUGUACACAGGUCCCGGGCAUGUGCUCGUCGCGAUCGCGAUCGUACUCGUCGUCGCUUCAGCCUUGUCGCCGUCACGCGGGGAGCUUAUCGUCGAAAUGCCCAAAUUCGCUGAACCGAUAACAAAUGUUACGGCUCCGGUUGGCAGAGAAGCAACAAUAGUGUGUAUUGUGGAUGACCUCGGUUCUUAUAAGGUGGCAUGGUUACGGGUGGACACACAGACCAUACUAACCAUUCAUAACCACGUGAUCACGAAAAACCACCGGAUCGGCGUGUCACACUCGGACCACAGGACGUGGAACAUACACAUCAAGGAGGUGAGAGAGUCCGAUAAGGGUUGGUACAUGUGUCAGAUAAAUACGGAUCCGAUGAAAAGUCAACUGGGCUUCUUAGAUAUCGUCGUUCCUCCAGACAUAUUGGACUAUCCGACGAGCACGGACAUGAACAUCAGGGAAGGCAGCAACGUGUCGCUGAGAUGCGCGGCUUCGGGUUCACCUGCGCCCAAUAUCACGUGGCGUAAAGAAGGAACCGAGAAUAUACGUCUGGAACACAGCCAACAAGUGCACAGCGUCGAAGGGCCAGUUCUGAAUCUGACACGGAUCAGUCGCUCUCACAUGGGAGCGUAUCUGUGCAUAGCGUCAAACGGGGUACCGCCAUCGGUCAGCAAACGGAUUAUGCUGGUGGUGAACUUCCCGCCGAUGAUAUGGAUCCAAAACCAGCUGAUCGGAGCAUUCAUUGGCCAAUCACUGACUCUCGAGUGUUUGUCCGAAGCGCAUCCCAAGUCGAUCAACUAUUGGACCCGAGAGGCCGGCGAGAUCAUUGCUCACGGAGAAAAAUACGAACCGGAAGAGUUUGUCACCGAACAAUAUAAAACGCGAAUGAAACUCACAAUUAAGUCUGUUACUGCCGAAGAUUACGGCACGUACAAAUGUUUGUCAAGAAAUGCACUCGGAGACACGGAUGGCACAAUAAAAAUAUACCAAGUGGCUAAUAACGGCGGACACAGCACUACGCGACCCAAGCACAGAUACAAGAACCGUAACCGGACCAGAAUACGAGCGCAAUCGAAUGAUAUUAGAGACUCGGCGUUCUUAUCGAAGGACGAAAAUAACGAAUUGCAGACACAUUACGACGAUGAUGGCGAAUUUGAAGAAUACGAUUCCGGAUCGCAAACUCACGAACUAGCGUUUUACACAGCGAUAUUAUGUGUAAUCGUGUUGGUGUACGGGCACGAGUGAUUCGAAAACACUACAAAAAAUACGUUGUCCAAUAAAAUUACGAUUUCUAAUAAUGAUAAUUUACUUAAACGCAUAGAUAAUAUUAUUAUAUAAUAUGAUAUGUUGUUAAGUCUGAAAUGUUUUUGGUUCUUUCGUGGUUUGAUUUUAUUUUUCUAGUCCGAUUUCUUGGAAUAAUGUAUUGAUUACUAUAUACACUUGAAUUUAACUAUGUAUAGUAGUAUUAUAUUAAUAGUUUAUAUAUAAGGAUAUAAUAUACAGGGUGAUUCUUUUAACAGUAAAUAUUAUGUACUUAUUAUUUUGAAAAGUAUUAACGCUUUAAAAAAUUUUUUUUUGCAUAAUUUGCAUUCAUUGCAAUGCCGUAUUUAGACAUUUUGUGCCCUGGUGUAAAAAAAUUGGUGAAGAAUAUUCCACUUGAAAUAUAGGAGAUAGAUCCUCAUGAACUCUUCCGAUGGCGAACAAAGUAAAGGAUCUAUUGGUUUUACAAUAAUGUGUGAUUUUUUAAAAAUAUUGUAUCAUAAUGUUAUGAACCCCUUUUCCCUUCCUGAAGAUAAAAUUGAGUGUAUGCAGCUCGAGCUAUGCUUAUAAUUCAUCAUAUUAUAAGUUGUUUCUUUUUUUACAUAUUUAGGUACUUCUUGGAUCAUAUUAUU